Molecule: messenger RNA, 1670 nt
Organism: Triticum aestivum (bread wheat)
Lineage: Eukaryota; Viridiplantae; Streptophyta; Magnoliopsida; Poales; Poaceae
Exons: 3
Coding region: 499-906 (135 amino acids)
Source: RefSeq, a predicted model, not a curated record
CCAUCUCCCUCUCCGUUUUGCUCUGUUCGCCAAGUUCUUUCUGCUGCACGAGAUAAAACCCAUCGAGGAGUUCGAGAACCCUAGAUGCACCCACGACGGCCUCAACGCCUGAAAAUCAUGGGCUCCAACAAGCGGCUCUAGGAGAUGGAGGUUUCGUCUUGCUCCUGCUGUACACUGCUCUUACCUUCACUUGCAUUUCCUUCUGCUUCCAGACAUUGAUGCUUAACUGAACCUUGGGUUUCCUUUUGAUGCAUGCAUGUGUGAUUGGCAGGACAGCUAGUUCUCUCAACUUUUGAACACACAAAAAAAAAUCAUGAUUCCUAAGUAGUGUAGAACACUGAUGUACCAACUGCUGGAGUAACACUUGAAAGGCAUAAUAUUAUUAGAUCUAUAUGUUGAGCAAAAUCUUUGAAACAGAUUAAGCAUAGAGAUUUCCCGAAAGGAAAGGAUCUUACUCCACUUUUAGUAUACUCCUGCCAAUGAAAUUAUCCUUUAUCAAUGAAGCGAUCUGUUCUGUUCUUUGAGAGUCAUUUUCAUGUAGCAUUGUACAUCACUGGUUGCUACAGUUCUUGUACUGUUGUACAGGUUUUGGAAAUUGCUGACGAUGGGAGGAGUGGGAGGAGCCGGGCCAUCGGGAGGUUCUUGGCAGCGGCGGUGGAGGAGGCCGGCGCGCAGGAGGACGGCAUGCUGCUGCCCAAGGAGGGGAGUGAGGCGGCUGGGAGGUACCCGCUGUACCUGUCCAAGGAGGUGCCCGAGGACGCGGCGCUCCCGAUCACCGUGUUCGACCGCCAGCUCGUGCUCUUUCUCACCUCCAUGGGAGAAGAAGGCCAAGGAGGAGAAGGCCAAGAAGCUGCAGGCCAAGAAGUCCAAGAUGAAGGGAGCUCGAUGAAGCUUGGGCGUUGGUGAGGGCUCCGACGGUGGUGGUGGUGGUGCUGGGCUGGUUGUGGCCUCAUGCGUGGUAGGAGGCUAGGCUGGCCCUUGACUUCAAUAGUCUAACUACCUCCUUGGCUCCUGCCUCUGCACCACAAAUCUCUGGUGAACUCCAGUGAACUCUUGGGGCUACCUUCUUCACUCUGAUCACUCCAAUCCCCUAUACCGUGAUGGCUUACUCUUCAUGUCUUGAUGUGGUUCUCUGCUUAGUGUAGCUGUAUUAGACUCACUAUGAGAUGUCCACUCUUGUUUGGUUAACAAACAUGAACUGUUAAGUCACCUAUUCAUGGCUGUUGCUUUUGUUCAGUAUAUAUGUGUGCUUUCUGAUUUGUAAGCAUAGGUGGUUAUAGGUUGUUGUGAUGAAUAUAAAUGUUAACAAGUGCUCAUGCAUGGCGGUAUACUAGAGCUAGUUGUAUGUGCUCAUUACCUUCUUGUUGUCACUUUCUCAGCAUCAGUCCAAUCGAAUCCAGCCCAAUGAAUCUAAGCUGCUCGUUUAGUUCUCGCCAUCGGUGGUAGCCAACAACUAACCGAUCUUAGUUGCUGCCGGUUGUUUGGCAUCCUAUGUAUUUUUUGCUGCUAGUCUCAGAAAUAAUGCAUGAAUGGCAUCAAAACUGUUUCAUGCUAUCUCUCGGGCAAAGUAGAUGCUAGUUUAAUUACUAUCUGUACAUCAUCAGGUCUACUUGAUGCAAGUUUCUAUUUUUUGUUUGUCUCUCUUUGACAUAUUGCCUUUUCUUUUUGAA